Molecule: messenger RNA, 5442 nt
Organism: Corapipo altera (White-ruffed manakin)
Lineage: Eukaryota; Metazoa; Chordata; Aves; Passeriformes; Pipridae
Gene: MUC6
Product: mucin 6, oligomeric mucus/gel-forming
Exons: 35
Coding region: 1-5193 (1730 amino acids)
Cellular component (GO): extracellular matrix
Molecular function (GO): protein binding
Source: RefSeq, a predicted model, not a curated record
AUGAUUUUAGUUACUUCAGUAGAACUCUCAGCUUCAAAGGGACUGUUCAAAUGCUUUUUGAGCAAGGAUUCUUGUUCUACAUGGGGUGGAGGCCAUUUUUCAACCUUUGAUAAAUACCAGUAUGACUUCACUGGGACUUGUAACUAUAUCUUUGCAACUGUAUGUGAUGAAACCAGCCCAGACUUCAACAUUCAGUUCCGCCGUGGGAUGGACAAAAAAAUUGCAAGGAUCAUUAUUGAGCUUGGACCUUCUGUUGUCAUUGUUGAGAAAGGCAGCAUUUCUGUCAGGAGUGUUGGAGUUAUUAAGUUGCCUUAUACUAGCAAUGGAAUUCAAAUAGCGCCUUAUGGACACAACAUCCGCCUGGUUGCCAAGCUGAUGGAGAUGGAACUAGUUGUCAUGUGGAACAAUGAUGACUAUCUCAUGGUUUUGGCUGAAAAAAAGUACAUGGGGAAAGUCUGUGGAAUGUGUGGAAAUUAUGAUGGUUAUGAAUUGAACGAAUUUGUGCGUGAAGGUAAAUUGCUGGAUACAUACAAAUUUGCUGCAUUACAAAAAAUGGAUGAUCCAUCAGAGAUCUGCCUGUCUGAGGAGAUACCAAUUUCCACCGUUCCUCACAAAAAAUACGCCAUGAUCUGCUCUCAGCUACUUAAUUUGGUGUCACCAACCUGCAGUGUGCCAAAGGACGGGUUUGUCAUUCGUUGCCAGCUUGAUAUGCAGGACUGCAGUGAGCCAGGACAAAACAGCUGUGCUUGCUCUACACUGUCAGAAUAUUCAAGGCAAUGUGCUAUGUCCCACCAAAUGGUGUUCAACUGGAGAACUGAAAACUUCUGUUCUGUGGGAAAAUGUUCUGCAAACCAAAUCUAUGAGGAAUGUGGUUCUCCAUGUAUUAAAACCUGUUCCAACCCAGAGUACAGCUGUUCCAGUCACUGUACCUACGGCUGCUUUUGUCCAGAAGGAACUGUUCUUGAUGAUAUCUCCAAGAAUCGAACGUGCGUUCACAUUAGCCAGUGUCCAUGUACACUGAAUGGGAAACCAUAUGCUCCUGGUGAGACAAUGAAAGCAACAUGUAGGACCUGUAAAUGUAUGAUGGGUCAAUGGGACUGCAAAGAUUUGCCCUGUCCUGGAAGGUGUUCGCUGGAAGGAGGCUCCUUUGUUACCACGUUUGAUUCUAGGUCAUACAGAUUCCAUGGGGUUUGCACUUAUGUUCUCAUGAAGAGUGCCAGCCUGCCACACAAUGGAACCCUAAUGGCAGUAUAUGAAAAGACUGGUUAUUCUCAUUCCGAAACGUCACUUAGUGCUAUAAUUUACCUAUCCACAAAGGACAAAAUUGUGAUUUCUCAGAAUGAUCUCCUCACAGAUGAUGAUGAACUUAAGCGGCUACCUUACAGAUCAGGAGACAUUACUGUUUUCAGGCAGUCCUCAAUGUACAUUCAAAUGCAUACAACUUUCGGGCUGGAACUUGUAGUUCAAACAUCACCUGUGUUCCAGGCCCACGUGAAAGCUGGAUCACAAUUCAAAGGCAGAACACUAGGUUUGUGUGGCAAUUACAAUGGAGACACUACAGAUGACUUCAUGACUAGCAUGGAUAUCACUGAAGGGACAGCCUCCUUGUUUGUAGAUUCCUGGAGGGCAGGAAAUUGCCAUCCUGCUUUAGAGAGAGAGACUGACCCUUGUGCUUUGAGUCAACUAAACAAAAUAUCUGCUGAGACUCAUUGCUCCAUUCUUACUAAGAAGGGUACAGUGUUUGAGAAAUGCCAUGCUGUGGUCAACCCUAUUCCUUUCUACAAGAGAUGUGUCUACCAGGCCUGUAACUAUGAAGAGACCUUUCCACACAUUUGUUCUGCUCUGGGAUCAUAUGCACGAGCAUGCAGUUCAAUGGGUUUAAUCCUUGAGAACUGGAGAAGCAGUAUGGACAAUUGCACCAUUACUUGCACUGGCAAUCAAACAUUCAGCUACAACGCUCAGGCAUGUGACAGGACAUGCUUGUCACUCUCCAACCGAGCCCUGGAAUGUCAUCCAACUGAUAUUCCUAUUGAAGGCUGCCAGUGCCCUAAAGGACUGUACUUGAACCACAAGAAUGAGUGUGUUCGUAAAUCUCAUUGUCCCUGCUAUUUGGAAGAUAGAAAAUACAUCCUGCCUGACCAGUCAACAAUAACUGGUGGGAUCACCUGCUACUGUGUUAAUGGAAGGCUAAGUUGCACGGGCAAACCUCAAAAUCCUGCAGAAAGCUGCAAAGCUCCUAAGAAAUACGUAUCAUGUUCUGACAAUUUAGAAAACAAGUAUGGAGCUACAUGUGCCCCUACCUGUCAGAUGCUGGCUACUGGAAUUGAAUGUAUACCAACUAAAUGUGAAUCGGGCUGUGUCUGUGCUGAUGGCCUGUAUGAAAAUCUCAAUGGCAAGUGUGUUCCAGCUGAGGAGUGUCCAUGUGAAUAUGGUGGCCUUUCUUAUGGAAGAGGUGAACAAAUCCAAACGGAAUGUGAGAUCUGCACUUGCACAAAAGGCAAAUGGAAAUGUGUUCAGAAAUCAAGGUGUUCCUCAACUUGUAACCUUUAUGGAGAAGGCCACAUCACCACUUUUGAUGGACAGCGUUUUGUGUUUGAUGGCAACUGUGAAUACAUAUUAGCUACGGAUGGCUGCAGUAUUAAUAGACCUGUUUCCUCUUUCAAAAUUGUUACUGAGAAUGUCAUCUGUGGGAUAUCAGGAGUUACAUGCUCCAGAUCCAUCAGCAUUUACCUUGGGAAUUUGACAAUCAUACUGAGAGAUGAAACCUUCACUAUUUCUGGGGAAAAUCCUAGUGUACAAUAUCAUGUGAAAAAGAACGCCCUUCACCUGAUGUUUGAUAUCAUUAUCCCAGGAAAAUACAACAUGACCCUUAUUUGGAAUAAGCACAUGAACUUCUUCAUCAAGAUUUCCAGAGGAACACAGGAAACUAUAUGCGGUUUGUGUGGGAACUAUAAUGGCAAUAUGAAGGACGAUUUUGAAACUCGAAGCAAGUAUGUGGCAUCAAAUGAAUUGGAAUUUGUCAAUUCUUGGAAAGAGAAUCCUCUCUGUGGGGAUGUAUACUUUGUAGUGGAUCCCUGUAGCAAGAACCCCUAUCGUAAAGCAUGGGCAGAAAAGACAUGUUCUGUCAUCAACAGCCAGGUUUUUUCUGCCUGUCACAAUAAGGUGAAUCGGAUGCCCUAUUAUGAGGCCUGUGUUCGAGACUCUUGUGGGUGUGACACUGGAGGGGACUGUGAAUGCAUGUGUGAUGCCAUUGCAGUCUAUGCCAUGGCAUGUUUAGAGAAAGGUAUCUGCAUUGACUGGAGGACCCCUGAGUUCUGUCCUGUCUAUUGUGAGUACUACAAUUCUCAUAAAAGAACAGGAGCUGACAGUGCUUAUUCCUCUGACUACAAUGAUGACAAAUGCACCUGGCAUUACAGGCCUUGUAAUUGCCCAAAUCAAAACUACAAAUAUGUCAACAUUGAAGGUUGUUACAACUGCUCUCAUGAUGAAUACUUUGACCAUGAAGAGAACAGGUGCAUGCCAUGUGGAGAAGAAAGCACUAACACCACACUUGAAACAUCUUCACCUUCACCAGUAACAACAGUGCAGCCUAAAGUAACAGGAAGCUCUGCUGCAAGCACCCUACCAACAGUACCAAGCGCUUCUGCAACUGCUAGAUCAACUGAGAUUACAAAUCCAACAAUAACUGCAAAAACUACAGUUCCAAGAACUUCACCCAUACAACCUCUUGUCACAAUGAAGUCAACAACUGAACAUACAACAUCAAUUUCUACCACACCAAACAUGACUACAACCAUCACUACUCCUUCCAUAACUACCACAACAAAGAGAACCAUAACCACUAUACCAAGGUCUACGCCUGCUGCCUCAUCAACCACUGCUUCAACAGAGACAGAACAAGUACGGUUCACCUCACCAUCCUUCAAGACCACUAUCAAAAAGGAAAUAACAACCUCCUCAUUGCCUACUCAAACCCUAUCUCAAAGCAUAACUUUCAGCAAGCCUGAACUAACAACAGCAGGCAGUGAGGAAAUCCAAACAACCACUCUGCCCCAACCAGAAGUUGUCACCCACAUAAGAACGAUGACACAGCCUGUGCAGCAUCUUGUCUCUCAGACACAGACCUUCCCUGCCACAUCCACCAGCAGCACCUCUGUCCCAAGAGAGACCAGUCCUGCCACCAGCCCAGGAGUUCCACUGGCAAGGACAUCUCCAAGCCUGAGCUCUUUGCCUGCGACCUCAGCCUCAUCUGCUUCUUCCCUUUCCUCAACUGUGUCCUCGACAUGGCUGGGAACAUCACAUCCUGCCUUCACCCAUAAAAAGUCAACCGUGCCACACAUUGAGCCACCUCUGACCACACAGAAGACCAUGACUGUCACCACCUCCAUCAGCAGCACCUCCAAGACCUCUGUCUCCACAGAGACCAGCCCACCAAGCAGCACAGAACUCCCUCUGACAACAACAUCUCCAAAUCCCAGCUCUCCACCUGCCCCCAGCAGCCCACUCAGCACCCGGCUGCCAUCUGCUGCCUCGUCUACAUUUUCUUCUUUGUCUGCAACCGUCAGCACAAUGCCUACACCUACACCCCUCACUACCUCCACAUUUAGGUCUGCUGAGAGUACUCCGUAUUCUUCUUUCCAAAACACCACAUUGCCUCCAUAUGGCAAAACAUCUUCCUCAGCCGUUCCUACCAGUAUCUCUGCCAAAUCCACUCCAGAGUUGGUCCCGACUGUUUUAUCCACAACACUGACAUUUGCUCCCCUUGUGAUCACUACUGCUUCUACAGAGUCAGUUGAAAGGAGCACCUUGCGAACAACAACAUUAACCACUGCCCGCACGACAUCAUCUCCUUCUUUCACCUCCAGACUUUCAACGUCCUUGUCUUCUAUUGUGCCAUCGACAGUUCCACAUGAUCAUUGUAGAGAAGUUGAAUAUGAAGAAAAAAUAACUUACAAAGGCUGUUCUGCAAAUGUCACUUUAAGCCGAUGUGAAGGAUCAUGUCCAUCUUCAACAAAGCUGAAUGUUGAGAACAUGAUGGUCACCACAGCAUGCGGGUGCUGUCGGCCACUUCAGCUUCUUAAGAAGGAAUUCCAACUACCAUGCCAAGACCCAGAUGACCCUGGAAAAAGGCUCACUAUAGACAUAACUGUAUUUAGUGGUUGUGAUUGUAACUUUGACAGUUGCAUACACUAGACUUGAAGUCAGGCUUCUGAGCAGCUGCCUGGACUGUCAGUGACCUUGACAGAUAAAUUAUUCCUGAUCAGGAGGGUGGGGUGCAGAGAGGAAAGAAAGAAUGGGCAGCGUGAAGUUCGGGAGGGAAGACCAUGUCAGAGACUGUAUGGCCCUGUUCAGGGUGAUAAUAUUUAACCAGAGCCUAAAAACUGGCCCACGCGCUGUGCAGUAACAGAAAUUUGACUUUCAAAUAAAGUAGAAGGAACUGAA